GAAAACUCGGUGUGUGUGUCUUAACUUCAUCCCACGUUUUUCAUUUUUUCUUCCAUCACACAAACUCUCUCCUUUGCUCCCUUUUCGGCGACGGCCAAAGCAUAGAUAGAUAUUUCUCCACGGAUUUGCAUAACAUGGAGAGAGAUUUUCUAGGGUUAGGUUCAAAAAAUUCUCCGAUCACUGUGAAGGAGGAAACCAGCGAUGACUCCAGAGAUUCAGCUCCGAGUAGAGGAAUGAAGUGGUCAAUCCCAAACAAAGCCUCUGCUACUUCUUCUCCUCAGUUUCUAGCUUUCAGGCCAUCCCAAGAAGACAGACACAGAAACAUUGGGAACUAUCAUUUGCCACCACACUCUGGUUCCUUCAUGCCAUCAUCUGUAACUGAUGUAUAUGAUUCCAACAGGAGCACUCCUUACAGUUCUGUUCAGGGUGUUAGGAUGUUCCCUAGUUCCAAUCAACAUGAAGAAGCUAUCUCAGUUUCAAUGGCCAGGCCGGGUCUCCAGUCUCAUUAUGCACCAGGAGGAACAAGUUUCAUCAACAAUAGUGUAAACUCACAACCUUUGGUAGGAGUUCCUAUCAUGGCACCUCCAGUAUCAGUCCUUCCUCCUCCAGGUUCCAUUGUUGGGACAACUGAUAUUAGAUGUUCUUCCAAGCCAUCAGGAGCAGCACCUACUCAGUUGACAAUCUUUUAUGCCGGUUCAGUUUGUGUUUACAAUGACAUAUCUCCUGAAAAGGCCAAGGCGAUAAUGUUAUUAGCUGGAAAUGGUUCCUCUAUGCCACAAGCCUUUUCACCACCUCGAAGUCAUCAACAAGUGGUCCAUCAUGCUCGUGUUUCCGUUGAUUCUUCUGCUAUGCCUCCUAGCUUCAUGCCUACAAUCUCUUAUCUUAGCCCUGAAGCUGGAAGUAGCUCAAAUGGACUCGCAGCAAGAGGCUUUACAUCAACAUACCACAACAACCAAACUAACGCAUCCAAUAUCAACUCUUCAGUGGCAGUUUCUUGUUCUGCCAAUGUACCUCAAACAGUGGCUUUACCUCAGGCUCGGAAAGCAUCUAUAGCUAGGUUUUUAGAGAAACGCAAAGAAAGAGUCACAAGUGUAUCGCCAUAUUGCUUGGACAAGAAGUCAUCAACAGAGUGUCGAACACCUAUGUCUGAAUGCAUAAGUUCUUCUCUCAGCUCUGCAACCUAAUCUCAUUUGCAGUAGUACUUCUUCAGGCCACUCCAAACUCAUCUUUGCAUUUCAGUAGUGGUUAUUCUGUUAUUUUAUUUUUGUUACAGAGUUUUCCUUCUCUUUUUCUUUGGUUACACCGAGUUUCUUCUUAGCUUAUAUUAUACUACAGUGUAUUUUGUUUUUCUCUCCCUACACUGAAUUUCUUCUUAGCUUGUACUAUUGUGUAUACUUUGAAUAUCUGAUAUUUUAACGAAUGGAAC
Eruca vesicaria subsp. sativa (arugula) is the source of this 1426-nucleotide messenger RNA. The record is from the annotation of a GenBank genome assembly. NCBI's taxonomy places the organism in Eukaryota, Viridiplantae, Streptophyta, Magnoliopsida, Brassicales, Brassicaceae.